Messenger RNA from Spinacia oleracea (spinach), 2703 nucleotides. Its product is annotated as proline-rich receptor-like protein kinase PERK15. Gene Ontology annotation, biological process: protein phosphorylation. The transcript is spliced from 8 exons. Gene Ontology annotation, molecular function: protein kinase activity; ATP binding. NCBI's taxonomy places the organism in Eukaryota, Viridiplantae, Streptophyta, Magnoliopsida, Caryophyllales, Amaranthaceae. The record is from RefSeq and is a predicted model, not a curated record. Bases 161 to 2224 code for a protein of 687 amino acids.
GAGACGGAGGGGAGUAGUUGGGGGUUCUCUUAUAUGCGUUCCCAAGUAUAGUUGACUUAAUGCAAAACCAAAAUCAAAUUCCUAUAGUAAUCAUGGAUUGUAUGAUCAUAAUUCAUUGAGAUUAAAAACAAAAAAACAGAAGUUCUUUGGAUCCGAAAUCAUGUCAUUUCUUGAGAAAACAGCAUUCAAAAUCCUAUUGGUGUUUCAGUUAUGUUAUCUUGGUUAUUCAGAACCAAAAUUUGCUAGCUCCUUUUGUAUAGAAAAUAGUGGUUCAUACACAAAGAACAGUCUUUAUCAAACUAAUCUGGGUUUCGUUUCCUCCAAUCUAACUUCUGCAUCAUCCCUUAAACGCUUCUCGAACUUCACAACUGGUAAAGGCAUUAACAGAGUAUAUGCUCUAUUUUACUGCAGAGGGGAUUUGAAACUGUCAGAUUGUCGCGAAUGUAUGGAAACAGCAACAUCUAGAAUUGUUUUAGAGUGUUCAACCCAGAAAGAAGCCAUUGUUUUCUUUGAAGAAUGCACGUUUCGUUAUGCCAACCGGUCUAUAUUCUCCCUUGAAGAAGAAAAUCCAAAUGACUGGUCUUUUAGUAACACUAAUGUUUCUGACAUUAAUCAGUUCAAUGAUGAACUUAUAGCUGCAAUGAGUGGACCUAUGAAUCAAGCUGCUUUUAAUGGUUCGAAUCGAGGUUUUUCUACUGGAAUUACAACGAACAGUUCUGUAAAUCAGAGUUUGUAUUGUCUUGCACAAUGCACACCAGAUGUUCUUGGCAACCGUUGUCAUCAAUGUCUUGUUGCAGCACUUGGUAAUCUUUUGUAUGAGGGGAAAACGAAGAUGAGUCUUUUUAUGCCUAGUUGUCAGGUUAUGUAUUCUCUUGAUCCUUUCUUCAGUAUUGGAAAUGCAUCAAAUUCUUCGCAACACGAUCCUGCACUCAAUUCCUCCAGAAGAAGUAGUAAAGUGUACAUCAUUGUAGGAGUUGCUGCUAGUUUAGGAUUGUUUUUUAGUCUUUUCAUUCUUUGGUUUUGGUUGCGAAAGAGAGAGGUGAAUAAGGAAUACAAAAAUGCUCAACAAUUUCCAUACAAUGUGCACAGUACAUUUUCAUAUGAAGAGUUAGCUUUGGCAACAGAUAACUUUUCAAAUGCCAAUCUACUUGGUCAAGGUGGUUUUGGAUACGUUUACAAAGGAGUCCUGAUUAAUGGUAAAGUUGUCGCAGUGAAACAGCUGAAAACUGGAAGUGCACAGGGCGAACGCGAGUUUCAGGCAGAGGUCGAAACAAUUAGUCUUGUUCAUCAUAGUCAUUUGGUUUCAUUAGUUGGAUAUUGCAUUUCUGGAGUUCAGAGAUUGCUUGUAUAUGAUUUCAUUUCAAAUAAGACCUUGGAUUUUCAUUUACAUGGAAGAGGAUUAUCACCUAUGAGUUGGGAAUCAAGGUUGAAAAUUGCUAUAGGUGCCGCGAAAGGAUUAGCAUAUCUUCAUGAGGAUUGUAAUCCGAAAAUUAUUCAUAGAGAUAUCAAGACGGAAAAUAUUCUUAUAGAUGAUGAGUUUGAAGCAAAGGUUGCAGACUUUGGACUAGCAAAGUUUUCUUUAGAUACAGAUACUCAUGUAUCUACUCGAGUUAUGGGAACUUUUGGUUAUCUAGCUCCAGAAUAUGCUGCAAGUGGAAAACUUACUGAAAAAUCAGAUGUGUUUUCGUUUGGGGUUGUGCUUCUGCAACUGAUUACAGGACGUAAACCUGUAGAUAGAACUCGCCCUUUCAUGGAUGAUAGUAUUGUAGAAUGGGCUAGACCUUUGUUAACACAGGCUCUAGAAAGUGGAAGAUUCAGUGAUAUUGUUGAUCCAAGAUUAGAAGACUAUAAUCUCUUUGAGAUGGCUCAAAUGAUUGCUUGUGCAGCUGCAUGUGUUCGCGUCUCUGCAAGGCAACGGCCUCAAAUGACUCAGGUAGUACAAGUUCUUGCAGGGAACUUAUCAGCAAAGGAUCUGUUGAAAGAAAACACAGCAGAAGAUAACACAACGUACCAUGAAAGUUCAGAUUACGACUCUAUUAGUGGUCAGGAAAAGGAUGAUUCAAAGAAAUUUGGGAAGGUAGCAGCUAUUCAGAGCUUUACUGAUACUACUAUUACUAUUACUGGUAUGUACAGUGCAAACUCCAGUGAUCUUGCAUCUACACCGAGUACUGAAAGCCAACAAGAAACUUUAUUGAACCUGGAUUAUCUUAAACAGGCGCGGUAAAUUACUAUCAAUGCAAUAUUUUUUACUAUGAAAAUAGGUAAAUAAUUUAGGCGAUACAAAAAAAAAAGCAAAUAUUUAUUCUAUUUAUAAUAAAUUAGAAAUUAAGAUUUGGGUGAUGAUAAAGGUUGCAAGUUGCGACAACUAAAUAUUGUCGCAAUCUUGUGUGUCAGAGUUUAAUUGGUACAUAUAUGCGUCCCGUAGAUUAUGCGUCAUCAGAACAUAUUUACUAUCAAUGUCAUAUUUUUAUUAUGAAAAUAUGUAAAUAAGAUAGUCGAUAUAAAGACAAAUUAGAAUACUAAGAUUUUCCUACUUUUUUUUGGUAACAUGUAUAGUAUGUUAUAUAAGUGAAAUAUUUUAGUUUCCAAUUUAAAUCAUGACAUAAGCAUGUCAUGUCAUCAUUGUGACACGGCUUAAAGGUCGCAUGUUAGGACCUUUAUCAUUUUCGUUAACAUUUUCCUACCUUUUUUGUAACAUGUUUA